AUGGAGAGCAAGACGCUCAUGUUCGGGACCCGUGCGGGACUCACAGAUGUCGCGUGGCGGCGUGCGAUACAUCGGGUGAUAGCAAGGAUCACUGCACUUUUAGCGGUGUGUGUAUUGUCGCAUUUACCCGUCGCUGGAGCUACACAGGCGCAGUCAAAGCCAUGCCGAUUUUACGAGAAUCCAUUGACACAGGAAUAUAUCGCGCAGUUACGUGACUAUGACGCAUUGGAGUUCCAAGAACAGCUUGUCAGUAGCUACAUCAGCUCUGCAGCGGCCGAUUUUGCGCUGGGUAUCACUGGACGAUCCGAAUUCGCACGACAAGCACCCACAGACUUUGUCGUGUUGCGCAUAUUUUCCUGUGAAUUGAAAGCUGAUGCAACAGCUGCAAGCAAGAAUGUUUGUCAUGCGUCUGAAGGAGCAAUGCAAAACUAUAAAGGCACGGAGCAGAUUAAAGCCAUCCGAGUGAAUAGUGCGUACAGGAAUAUUGCAUUACUGGAACUGGAACAGCGAGACCAAGCACAUAAAUUGCAGACCGUGGGAAGCAAACGGACAAUGAAUGAACCUACAAGAAAAUUGUUUGGAUUGAGGAAAGAGUCACCGCUGCUGGUGGAUGAAUUGGGGGUGCGGGAGCUUUGGGAACGGGGUUUUAAAGGACAAGGUGUGAAAGUGGGGGUGUUCGAUACGGGACUGUCGUCGAAAUUGACGAAUGUGAAAGAGAAAAUUAACUGGACGCAUGAGCCAAAGAAUACCGACACGGUGGGUCAUGGCACAUUUGUUGCUGGAGUUAUAAGUGGGACGGAUUCGAGAUGUCCGGGGAUUGCACCGGAAGCGGAACUAUUCGUAUUUCGUAUGUUUACUGGGGAGCAGCUUUCGUUUACGUCUUGGUACUUGGAUGCAUUUAAUUAUGCGCUGUUUAAGGGGAUUCAAGUACUGAAUUUGAGUACAGGAGGACCGGACUUCCAGGACCUGCCGUUUGUUGACAAAGUUAAGGAACUAGCAGCGCAUGGAAUAAUUCUGGUAUCUGCAGUCGGUAAUGAUGGGCCUCACUAUGGUUUGCUGUCCAAUCCAGCAGAUCAAGUCGAAGUCAUCGGAGUAGGUGGGGUCACAAAAGACAACGCGAUCGCAGAGUUUUCUUCACGUGGUAUGACGACGUGGGAACUUCCAUUUGGGUCUGGUCGCGUGAAGCCCGAUAUCGUUACACUCGCUGAAGACGUUCCUGGAGCGGAUGCCUCAGGUGGAUGUAAAGUGCUUUCUGGAACCAGUGCGUCGGCACCAAUUUUAUCGGCGUCAAUAGCAGUUCUGGCGUCCAUGAUCCCUGUUGAAGAAAGGUGGAACCUGUUGAACCCAGCAUCGAUGAAACAAAUUUUACUUGAAAGUGCUGACAAACUGGAAGCUCGCUACGAUUCCGAGCAUUUGGUUCGAAACCAUAUUUUCGAGCAAGGAAAUGGAGUUCUCAACAUCUCCAAAGCCGGUCAAGCAGUAGAAAAAUUGUGGGCGCGUUAUCAAACCGCACAAAAUGUCACACGACCAGACAGUGACGUUGUCCCUACCGUCUUGAAGCCAAGCUCUUUUCCGGACAGAAUUGACUUAACGGACUGUCCUCGCAUGUGGCCGUACUGCUUACAACCACUUUAUCACAGUGCGUUGCCUCUUAUGGUCAAUCUGACCAUCAUGAACCCUUCAUCCGUCGUCGGUACAAUCAAGAAGCCACCCCAGUGGAUAAACGGCAAUAAUGGCGAGCAUUUGGCGAUUUCGACGACAUCGCCUUCCGCGAUAUGGCCGUACUUUGGCUCGAUUGGUGUCUUUAUUGAGGUUAAAGAGAAAGCUGCUGCCUUUGAGGGUAUUGCUGAGGGAUCGUUACGUCUGGAGGUGGAGAACGGCAUCAAAGUAGACGAGCUGCUUAUCCCACUAACCAUCAAGAUCAUUCCUACUCCCCCAGCGCCCAAACGAAUUCUGUGGGACCAGUUCCACAACAUCCCCUAUCCGUCAGCAUUCGUACCGCGCGACAACCUGGAAAACCAACAUGAUCUUAUGGACGUAGCAGGCGAUCACCCGCACACAAACUACCACCAGAUGUGGAACUUCUUAACCGGAGAAGGUUUUUUCGUGGAGAUCUUACCGUUUGAAUACUCGUGCUUGGAUCUUGGAAAAUACGGCGUCGUCAUGAUUGUCGACCCCGAGGAGGAAUUUUUUAGAGAUGAAAUCGUAGCGCUUCAAGCUGCCGUCAAGUACUCGAACGUGUCACUUAUUGUGUUCGCUGACUGGUACGACAAUCGCAUCCUGGAUUCCUUGCAGCUUUUCGACACCAGUACUUUAAGCAAGUGGCACGCUAUCACUGGUGGAUCGAACAUCCCAGCCAUUAACGAGUUAUUGCGUGAUUUCCACAUUGCAUUCGGAGACGGAGUGGUGUACAGCUCCAGCGUUUCACUGAUGGAUUCAGGCAACGACUCGUCGUUCCCGUACUGGUCCGGAUCGUAUCUCACAAAUUUCCCCGUAGGCGGAUACUUGGGCUACAUUGAUGCUGUCGACCAAAGUGCCAAGACCUUAAAUGGAUCCGAGAAAACUCUGACGGAUGUUCCUGUACUGGGUCUUUAUCAAGUGCCUUCCAUCUACGGCGGUCGCAUCGCGGUGUUCGGAGACAGCUCGUGUCUUGAUUCUAAUGUGCACCCUGCAGCAAAAUUCCGACAUUGUUUUGGAAUGUUACGUAAAAUGUUACAUUUCACGAACGGCGCUGUGCUUCCAUCCACAAAUUCUCCUCAGGACGAAUCAGCUAGUGCAGGACUGCAACGUCUUGAGUUGGAAUUCGUCGCGGACAAGUCGCAGUUGCACCCGCUGGUGGACUUACAAGACGAGGACAUUUGGCAUUUACGCGCUCGGUAUAAUGAGUUCGCUAAACACUCCAAAGUGCUCCAGGCCAGUCAAGGGAGGUCCACUCAUCGCAGUUUCUGCAAGUUCUUCGCCAAGGAGCAGUGCAUCGAGGCAACUACAGAAAGUGUUACCUGA
Molecule: messenger RNA, 3003 nt
Organism: Phytophthora nicotianae INRA-310
Lineage: Eukaryota; Oomycota; Peronosporomycetes; Peronosporales; Peronosporaceae
Exons: 2
Coding region: 1-3003 (1000 amino acids)
Biological process (GO): proteolysis
Cellular component (GO): Golgi apparatus
Molecular function (GO): serine-type endopeptidase activity
Source: RefSeq, a predicted model, not a curated record